Molecule: messenger RNA, 2982 nt
Organism: Durotheca rogersii
Lineage: Eukaryota; Fungi; Ascomycota; Sordariomycetes; Xylariales; Xylariaceae
Exons: 2
Coding region: 1-2982 (993 amino acids)
Biological process (GO): mitotic spindle orientation checkpoint signaling; regulation of Ras protein signal transduction
Cellular component (GO): mitotic spindle pole body; SIN/MEN two-component GAP complex
Molecular function (GO): GTPase activator activity
Source: RefSeq, a predicted model, not a curated record
AUGGAUUGGGAGCACGGCACUUCGGUGUCGAUUGAGGAUCUCGUUGAGAAUUGGGACAAUGAUGAUUUCCUGCUUGAUGAUGGCGACGAUUGGGGUGUGCUCAGCAUCGGCGGUACUUCUCCCGCCUUUACAAAUAUACACAGCCAUCAUCGUGACAGCCACUCUUCAUUCCGCUCUGAUCGCGAGUCUCUACCCGGGAACGACGAGAGGCAGGUACAUCUGCCCGGGGACGACGAGAAGUCUACCCUGGACGCUAUUGCUGCGGCGACCCACGCUGGGAUUCCUAUCCCCACCAACGUCCCGCCCUCUGCUUUGAUGGGAGGUACCAUCAAGCGACUCGGAGGAAGAAAGGUGAAGAAGAUCUUUCAGGAAGAUUACGGAGAUGAUCUGGAGAUCCCUGUCUCUGGCCCGCUCCGACUUCAGCCCCAGGACGGCAGAAAAUACCCCGAGGCUUUGAGACAAGUGAGCUUGUCGAGUCCGACGAAGCAGGUGACCGCUAUCGCCACCCAGGGGACGACCUAUGAGAACAUAUUUUCCAAGGUACCAAAGGCCCUGGCCACGCCUAUCAAUCUAGACAAAUUUCGGGACACAGACGAUGACGACGACCUUUUUGGCGACGGCGUCACGACUAUCAAGGCAUCCAAGUUUCUGCCCCAACUCAAACCCGCAUCCCUCGUCACUCCGCCCACGCCUUCGCCCCAGAAGAAGAAGCAGGACGAUGACGGAUUCGAGGGCGACCUGGAACUGCCAUCUGACGGAUUGCUGAAGCUUUCUCGGAAAGUCGAUAUUCCCAGGACGCUCGCACUAAGCGUCACCGACGAUUUUGAUUGGGGAGAGAGCAGCCUCGGAACUCGUUCUGGCGGUACGAAACGAGAUGCUUUCUCAACCCACAGCUCCGUGUCUGCUAUGAGCCCUAGUCUUGCUAGUUCCAUCACCGCCGAGAGCGAGGAUGAGCUUUUUGACGGCCUAGUGCUACCCCAGGGCCCCUUGAACCUAGGCGAGCGAUUGAAGCGACGGAAGCAAGGCUCUCCAGAGGGGCAGUCGAGGCGAUCCGCGUCUAUCAAACGGAUACCUUCGCCCAAGAACAUGGCGGAGCCAGCUGUUGACAAGGAGGAUAUAUUGUCUGGACUUGACUUUGGCGAUGGCGACGUGUUUAGCUCCCGCAAGCUCACCUUGCAUCGCAAUGUUAAGGUUAAGGAGACUCGGCCGGCUAGUCCUGUCCGGCCCAAGACAUCCGUUUCCGUGACCUUUACCAACAAGCCGGCAGCGCCGGGUAUGACGUCUCGUCUACCUCGACCCAUGGGACUUGAACGUACGCAAACCCUUCCCGCUCUCGAGCCCGUGUCCGAAAGCGGCGGGCCUAUCCCCCAACGCCCCUCGCGCAGAUCUCAGUCCCGUCUCGGCCACUCUGCGCAAUCUUCGGUCUCGAGUAUCUAUACCCCUACUACCCCUUCCUCCGUUCAGUCUACCCAGUUCCCAACGCCGAGACGGCGAGAGGUAAGCCAGAAGGCAUCCGUGAGCGCCUUGCGCAACGAGCCUACCACCACCAACGCGCAGUUGUUACGAUUGAAGCGUUCUCUCCCGGCUUUGCGUCAUGCCGCGCCGCUAGCCAAAACGGUGGUGUCGCGGUUCGACCGACCCCCCUCUCGCACGGAUUCUCGUGUCGAGCCUGGUCGACCCCAGUCCUUCAUUCGACCCAAGACUCCAAUCGACCGUGCCCGUCCUACUGUCGAUACCAAUGCGGCGCAGCUCAGGAAGAAUCCGGCGCCUUUCUUGCCUGCCGGCGCGUCACAGUCCCAGUCUCAGCACAUCAGCGUCAAAGCCCCGCGGGUCUUCCGUCGCCAUGAUUCCGACCAAGGUCCAGAGACACGACCUUUGUCUCGCGCGAUGUCCCGUGCUGGGAUGCGAUCACCGAGCCCAAGAAGAGCGCGCAAUGAGAAAACAUCUGCGGAACCGAUUUGGCAGCAGCUCAGCAAGCCGCGCCGUGUUCGACGCUUCGGCGAUGGCCAUGAACUCGACUCGUUUGACGAUCUUCCCACUUCAGCGCAGGCAGAAUCUAAAUUCAUGAAGCAGCCAGUCGCAGCCGGAUCACGAACGAACAUCCGGAGUAAGCUCUACCAGAACGUCCUACCAGAUCGAAGCACGCCGAGCCCCGUAUCUCCUUACUGCCCGGCCAAGACGGACUUCCAACCCCACUUUGCACGAGAUACAGCUGCCAGUCGCAUCGCCAGAGAGCACAUUCUCGCACAGCGCUCGCCUGCCUCCGGGCCCCUGGCUCUUGCUAGUCAGCGAAUUCCGCAGCUAUCCGGUAGAACGAGCCUCGUCCACCACAACGUAUCGAGAACCAAGAAAUCCCAGAAGGCGCCGCAGCAGAAGCCGCACUUGAUCUCCAAUCUCAACUCGGCAAGGGAGACUAAAGUUGUAAACGGGAUGAAAUAUAACCCGAGAACCUUCCGCUGGGAGGGUAACGACAACGCAUUAAACGCGUUUGACGUGCCCGCCCCAUCACCAGUAACGGCGACGCUACCUCCACACAUGACACGUGAUAGAGAGGGCUCUGCCUCUAGGCCGUUACUUAUCACCAACAUGACGGCUACUAAGGGUGUUAAGCGGGUUGGUGACAUGGUCUUCGACCCGCAGAAGAUGUGCUGGUUGAAGGCGGAUGCGUCGACAUUCCCAUCCGAUGAUCCUAUGGAAGGAUUCAACGCGAUGGACGACGACGACGACGACGACCCGUUCAAGGACAUUCCCGACCUCAGCGAGAAGGACAAAGAUUCCGUCUCGGGUGGACACGGCCGGGGAAACGACUUCAGGGAUGACUGGCUAGUAGGUGAGGAGUUUGACGUGGGCCCGGAAUUCAUCCGACGCCAGCACGAAGAAGAGGUGCGCUGGCGCCGAAAGUGCGGAAACUGGGACGACGGCGAAGAGCGCGACCAAAUCCAGUUACGAUGGGCGCUUAGAAAGAUGAUCAUGGAGGAAUGA